CAUACACCUUACCUAUUAUUACCGAAUUCGUGUUACGAUCUUAUUCUCAGAUUAUCAAUUUAUUUUCAUAGUUUCCAGUCCCAAUUUAGAAUAAGUGACACCUUAUUGUCACGGAUGUAAAAUAGUAAAAAAAAAAAAACCUGAUGAAAGUAGACAGCAAAUGCCAAUAAAAUCUGAAAAAAACAUAAAUUAAAGGGUGGGUAGCAAAUUUAUAUCAAUUUUUUAACAGUUAUUUUUAUUAUCACAGUAACAUUUUUUUGUAAUGUUGCAUACGGACGUGUGUAGAUGAUGAUACGUAGUAUAUUCUGUUUUGUAAUUCUUACAAGACUUAUCAGGUACAUACGUUAUUGAUAUAUUUUUUUAAAUAACUGCUAGAGCUUAUGUAAUCUAGCCUUUGUAAAAGCCCUGAAAAAUACUGGAAAAUGACAGCCAUAAAGUUGUUACAUCUUUAUAAUGAAGUGAGAUAAUAAUGAUAUUUUUGUAGUCAUUUCCCAAGUUGAGUACAAAAGACAAAAAAAAAUACACAAAGCCGUCCAGAGAGCACCUUUAGUUUUUAACUUCACACGCCCACGCACUCAUGAUGGAAAAUUUCGCCACAUUUAUUAGACUUUAUACGUCGUCUUAGAGUUGGUUAUGGUAUUGGCGGACGGCAUUUGUUUUUACCACAUGAGUUUGAAUCUCGGGAAUCCCUUGGCGCCAACUUCACGGAGGUGUCGAACGUUAUUCGUCUACGAGUGAUUCGAUUACUCGAUAUUCGGCCACGAAUAGAUUUGUGCAUUCUCGAGCACCCGUCGAAUGGUCGAAGUCACCAUACGAGCAUCACGUGUGAUGCAUGAAGCAAAUGCAAGGUUGCCGUACUGUCAAGAUUAUUUCUACUAAUCGGAUGGAGGAACGAUGGGAAAGGUGCCACUGGAAAGUGGCGGGCAAACACUUUCGUUUUUGUAAACGUAAACAUAUCAAUCUCCGUUGCGAGGAAUCAGAUUUGAGUGCAUAUAAAGAUGGAACGUGCGGGGAAUCCAACUCAGGAUCAGAAAAAUAUGUUGGUCUACUUCCUACAGCAGCAUCCGGAGUUGGUAUCUGGAAAAUUCAAUAAAGAUUUCACAUAUAAAAUGGGGCAAAAUCUGUGGAAGGAAGUGGCCCAAAAUAUGAAUGCAAUAUCAGGUGCAAAAAAAGAUUGGAUGCAAUGGAGAAAAUGCUGGCAAGAUAUGCAAUCACAUGCUAAGAAGAAAAAGACCAGUAAUAUGCGUAAUGCUUGUAAAACCGGUGGAGGUCCAAGUGAGACACAAACACUGACACCACUUGAGGAUAGUGUUGUUGAUCUGGUUGGUUCAACUUCGAUUAUCGGUGACACGACUGUCAAUGAAUCGGAGACAACUUUUGUCUUUGACUGCACUGCCCCAUCUGAUCAGAUUGACGAGUCAAUAAAUUAUGCACACGAAGAAUGGAAUGAUAUUAAUCAUAAUAACGUUGCACAUGAUGAGGUCUACAGAAAACAGCUUGUGACUUCAGUGUUGCAGAAACGUAUCUGCCAACCCACAGCGAGAGAACAAGGCUCAACGAGUACUCACAUUGGUACAAAUGUAGCAGUAGGAUGUAGCAGUAUUUCGAUGGACGACAACAUAGAAUACAUAGCACCUAAAAGGAAAGUUUCUGAAGCAAAGCAGCCUCCUGUAAAGAAGUUAAACACUUCAAUGCGCGAUAAAGAUAACAACCACUCGGCCUCACCUGCUAGUAGACCUGUAUUCUCACGCUCCAGGCCUAUAUCUGCAGCCCGUCGUCUUACCGAAGUUACGAAUUACACGAAAAACCUCAGUUGCAUAUCUGAAAAAGAUUUGGAAGUCCGUAAAAAUUAUUAUGACAGCAAGCUAAAGAUCUGUAAGGAUUAUUAUGAUGCCAAACUGAAGCUUCUGAAAUUAGAUGUUGCCGCGAAACAGCGAAUAGCGAUAGCUAUCGAAAACUUGAAGCAGGACAUACAGAAAAGCACGCAGGAGGACGCGCAGAACAUGCAGGGAAGCAUGCAGGAGGACACGCAGGGCAUCCAGGAUAUUAUGCAGGAGGACCAGCAGGACAUGCAGAAAGAGUAUCUUGAAGAGUAUCUGGAAUAGUUGAAUUA
This is a messenger RNA of Athalia rosae (coleseed sawfly), 2113 nucleotides long. RefSeq lists its product as uncharacterized. Lineage: Eukaryota; Metazoa; Arthropoda; Insecta; Hymenoptera; Athaliidae. Gene Ontology annotation, cellular component: nucleus. The transcript has 9 exons. The coding region runs from base 999 to 2105 and encodes 368 amino acids. The record is from RefSeq and is a predicted model, not a curated record.